AAAAAAUAAUGUGGAUUGUGUGGAUAUAAAUAUGACCAAAUAUGUUUGCCCUUCUAUUGUACCGCCGCUACGUUACUGCCGACUCCACCUCCUAUUUCUCUCUCCUCUCUUUCCCUGCCUGCAACUUUCACCCUCCUCUUCCCUUUUCCUCGAUUUCCAGGACUGGCAAUAGCCGCGCUGUAGUAGCAGUUCGAUAAAGUGGAGUUUGAAUCUUCUUUUAUGUCUGAACGAGCAUCUCUCUUUUUGUCGUCAAUCGGAUUGCUUGGAGAAUACUGCCCCACGUCCAGAAAAAAGGAUAGUCAUACCUCAGGAAAAUCAAGUUGUAUGCAUAUUGAAGGCUAUUCUCUUAAUUGCUGGGAUUGCGCUUAUAUGCAGCCUUCUUUUCUUAAGAUAUCAGCCCUUACUCCCACUGCCUCUUAACAAACUCCAAUCACUUACCCUUCAUAAGUCAAGAUGGCACUGCAGAACAUUGGUGCUGGAAAUCGCGAUGACGCCUUCUACAGGUACAAGAUGCCUAGGAUGAUGACAAAGAUCGAAGGUCGGGGUAAUGGCAUCAAAACCAACAUUGUCAACAUGGUUGAUAUAGCAAAAGCCUUGGCUCGGCCUGCUGCCUACACUACAAAGUACUUCGGUUGUGAGCUCGGAGCUCAAUCCAAAUUUGACGAGAAGACUGGGAUCGCACUUGUCAAUGGAUCCCACGACACAGCAAAACUGGCUGGUCUUCUUGAGAUUUUUAUCAAGAAAUAUGUUCAGUGUUAUGGGUGUGGCAACCCUGAGACUGAAAUUCUGAUAACGAAAACUCAGAUGUUACAGCUUAAGUGUGCUGCCUGUGGAUUUGUAUCUGAUGUGGAUAUGAGGGACAAGCUCACAACCUUCAUUCUUAAGAACCCACCUGAAGUAAAGAAAUCAAAGGACAAGAAAGCUUUGAGAAGGGCUGAGAAGGAACGUCUAAGGGAUGGUGAAGCUGCUGAUAAAGCAUCGAAGCAGAAGAAGCCCUCCAAAGAAGGUGCAUCUAAAUCAACCAAGAAGAAGACCCACGGGUCUGAUGAGGAACAUUCCCCUACUGAGAGCCACUCAGGUGAUAACGAUCUUUCUGCAGUUGUUGAUGAUGAUGACGAGGAUGGGGACGAUGUUCAAUGGCUAACUGACACAUCUAUGGAGGCGGCUAAGAUGAGGAUAAAGGAACAACUUAGUGCAGUGACAGCUGACAUGGUGAUCCUCACGACUGAAGAGGAACCCACUAGGAAGAAAUCUCCACCUCGUAAACCAGAACCUGAAGUCAAAGAAUCAAAUGGUGCUCUCUCUGUUGACCCACAAGAGUCUCUUGUCAAGAACUUGAAGGAAUACCUGAAGAACGUUCCAACUGCAAACCAGUUGAAAACCCACUUAUCCUCGUGCUCAGGAACACCCCAAGAGGUAGUUGAUGCUGUAUUUGAAGCUCUCUUUGACGGUUUGCAGAAGGGAUUUGCGAAGGAGGUGAACAAGAAGAAGAAUUAUAUUAUUGCCGCCCUAGCUUACGCUGAAGGUUCACAGCCAGUCCUGUUGCAUGCCAUUGAGUCUUUCUGUGGGAAAGCAAGUCUCGAUGCUGUCAAGGAGGUUGCCGUGGCUCUGAAGUUUCUCUACGAUGCUGACUUGCUCGAGGAAGAAUCUAUUGUCGAGUGGUACGAGAAGGGGUCAACUGGCGACAACCAGGGUUCGGCUGUUUGGAAGUUUGUCAAGCCUUUUGUUGUGUGGCUCCAGAGUGCAGAGUCUGAGUCCGAGGAGGAGGAGUGAUUUCUAAUAUCCAGUUUUAUUAUAAUAUUACUGUUAUUAAGAUGCAAGGUUUAUUUCAGUUAUUUUGAAUUGUCUGGAAUAAAGUGAUUGAACAAUAGGGUGUUGGAAGUGAGUCAGCCACUAGCUGGAAAAUGUGGCAUUGUGGUGGUUGUGUCUGCAUGUUGCUUUUGUUCGUAGUGUCUUAAAUUAUGUCAAUGGUAUUGCUGUUUUGGUAAUAUAAUUGUUCUGAACAAUUUGUUGCA
Messenger RNA from Spinacia oleracea (spinach), 2015 nucleotides. RefSeq names its product eukaryotic translation initiation factor 5. The record is from RefSeq and is a predicted model, not a curated record. NCBI's taxonomy places the organism in Eukaryota, Viridiplantae, Streptophyta, Magnoliopsida, Caryophyllales, Amaranthaceae. Gene Ontology annotation, biological process: formation of cytoplasmic translation initiation complex; translational initiation. The transcript has 2 exons. Gene Ontology annotation, cellular component: cytosol. Bases 454 to 1773 code for a protein of 439 amino acids. Gene Ontology annotation, molecular function: eukaryotic initiation factor eIF2 binding; translation initiation factor activity; GDP-dissociation inhibitor activity.